Messenger RNA from Papaver somniferum (opium poppy), 2091 nucleotides. Its product is annotated as putative F-box protein At2g16220. The transcript is spliced from 2 exons. Bases 70 to 855 code for a protein of 261 amino acids. The record is from RefSeq and is a predicted model, not a curated record. Gene Ontology annotation, molecular function: protein binding. Lineage: Eukaryota; Viridiplantae; Streptophyta; Magnoliopsida; Ranunculales; Papaveraceae.
CCCAAUUUUCUCUUGGGCAAUGAUGCCCUAGUCUAGUUUUCUGCUGGGCAAACACAAAUCGAUUUCACAAUGAAGGAAAUUAGGUUAAUGGGUUCUUCUUCUUCUGCAGAUUCAGAUUCAGAUUCAUCCAUGAAAGGAGUUGAUCGAGAGGAUAUACCAGAUGAUGUUUGGUCUGAAAUUUUUCUUCAUCUUCCAUUUAAUUCCAUCUUCAAAUUCAGGUGUGUUUCAAAGGUAUGGUUUUCGAUACUCUCAAACCCUUAUUUCACUAACAAAUGGUAUCAACUCAACUAUUUAUCACUCCCAUGGGCAUCAGUGGAAGUGGAAAACCAUUCCCAAGAUUUUUAUGAAUGCGAUCCACUCACUCAAAAAUGGGAUUUACUUCCUCCAUCACCACCAAGAGAAGAUGAUUUCGCUGUGUCAGGUAUCGUGUGUAAUUAUCAAUUUUGUUCAUCAUCAGUCAUUUCUAAGAGUUAUAAGGUUAUCCGGAUACCAAAUUUUGCAGCUGCAGCAAAUGAAUUUACAGUUGAAAUAUUUUCUUCUGAUCUGGGUGAAUGGAAAAUCUAUGAUGUUUCAUGUCCUCAGUAUGUUACUUGGGAUAUUGACUACUUUUACGGCAAUCUUUUUACCCACAAUGGUGUUUUCUACUGGUUUCAACAGCGAAACCGCAAAAUUUUAGCUGUCAUUGUGAACGGAAACACCAACCAUGGAACCAGUGGCCCCAAAUGUAGAAUGAUCAAGAUGCCUGGCGAAGCUGUGGAUGGUGAUAUUAAACAUUUAAGUGAAUGUCUCGGGGAGUCUGAAGGAUUGAUCUGUUUCGCUAGGUUUCAGGAAACGGAGAUGAGUUUGAGUGCUUGAUGGAGACUGGUGUGUGUUGCACAAGGAUAUUCAACUUCAUGAUUGGUUAGCAGAAAUGUAUUCCCAGUUUUUUGGUGUAGGUGUGGGUAACUGGGUUUCACAAUUUGAGGUUGCAGGUUUCAGUCUAGUUGACAAAAAUGUGGUCAUACUUAGUUCCAUGGAGUAUGCUUGGGCAUAUAACAUCAAGACCAGUGUAUGCAAACUGUUAUGUCAUCCUCGUUUGAGUACCUCAGCAGGUUUUCAACCAAGGCUACAAGCCUUCCACCACCACUUUCUUAGAGUGACACAUGGUUUUUGGAUGUUCAAAUAGUAGUGCAUCAAAAUGUAAAGGUGUGGAAUCCAAACAUCCAUUAUCCUACAAACUUUAUUGUUAGAGUGAAGUGAGGACCAUCUGGAGAUUAGAUUGAAUGAUGACAUAAAUUAGAUUUUCACAAAGACUCGAUGAAAAUAUCUCUUUUGGGGAUUUAGGUGGACUUGAGCAGGUGUUCGCAAUCCUUCAGUGUCAUAGCAACACUUGUUCUUUUUGUUUAGUAUCUACCAUGUAGGAAGUAUAAUGCAUCUGAAUAUUUGACAGGCAGGGGAUCGAUCAUAUUGCAGCUAUAUUAAUUGAAUCUUUUGGCAGGGGUAAAACACAGAUACACAUCUCAUCAUUGCGACUUUUCAUUGAAAAUUAUUUGUUUAGCAUCAUUUUAAUUUAACACGCUCCUAGUUUUCUUGUGUAUAAAAGAUCCACUUGAAUAGAUUUUUCACCUGGUGCAAAUCAAUGAUUGUUUGUCCCCCUUGAAUUGUUAUGUUCACUACUAUCAUUUCCCCCUAUCUCUAUUUCUGUUGGGUGGUAUGUGUAGUUGGUUUAUCGGUUUUGAUCUUUUGGUGCGAGCCUUUGUUUUAAUUAGUGCUUGUAUCUGGUGUUUUGGCAGUCGUUUGCCCUUACCUCCUUUUGUGGUGGCUCAUUUGUCUUAUCAGGAUUCGGCGAUGGCUAGAACUUCGGGAGAACACACAGGACUUUGAGCAUUUGGUCUCUUCUGAAGGAAUGGUGUUUGCUGCACUACUUUGAUUAGCAUAUGUACCUCAACCUUGGCAAGGUGGACUUGAGAAAAUUAUUUAACACCUUGUAUAUAACUAGAUUUAUACUCUCACCUUGGAGCACUUACUGUUCUUGAUUCUUGUUUAUGUUCACUCAAUUUCAAAUUGUCAGGAAUCAUGUUGUUUAAAUGUGUACUUCCCUUUUAGUUUGUA